ACAUCCGAAGUGGUUCGCAAACAGCUCGGCAUGCACAUAUUCGAACCCAGCAACGAAUAUCGUAUGACCUCUUGGCUAGCGCAGCAGGAAGAUCGCAAUACCAUCACUCUAUAUCAGUGUGACUCUUCUCUCAGCGCUUGGACACAACGUUGCAUGCGCCAAGCGGACGUCGUACUUAUCGUGGGACUUGGUGAUCAUGCGCCAAUCGUUGGUAAAUUUGAACGAGAAAUCGAUCGUUUGGCAAUGCGCACACAAAAGGAGCUCGUACUGCUUUAUCACGAGUCGAUUAAUGCGAAACCGAAAAAUACACUGCAAUGGCUGAAUGUCAGGCCCUGGGUCACCAAACAUCACCAUUUGCAGUGCCCUAAGCGCAUGUUCACGCGCAAAAGUCAAUAUCGCAUUAACGAUCUGUACAGCCGUGUAUUAAUGUCCGAGCCAAAUAUGCAUUCGGAUUGUUCGCGCCUGGCACGUUGGCUGACUGGUAACUCAAUCGGGUUAGUUUUAGGUGGCGGCGGUGCACGCGGUGCUGCACAUAUCGGUAUGUUAAAGGCUAUACAAGAAGCUGGUAUACCGGUAGAUAUGGUGGGAGGUGUUAGCAUUGGCGCGCUAAUGGGUGCACUCUGGUGUUCGGACCGUAAUGUAACAGCCGUUACACAGAAGGCUCGGGAAUGGUCAAAGAAAAUGACAAAAUGGUUCCUGCAAUUGCUCGAUCUCACUUAUCCAAUUACAUCGAUGUUCUCUGGACGUGAAUUCAACAAAACCAUUCGUGAUACCUUCGGUGAUGUGGCCAUUGAGGAUUUAUGGAUUCCGUAUUUUACACUAACGACUGAUAUUACCGCAAGCUGCCAUCGCAUACACACAAAUGGAUCUCUUUGGCGUUAUAUACGUUCAUCUAUGUCGCUCAGCGGCUAUAUGCCGCCAUUGUGCGAUCCAAAAGACGGGCAUCUCCUGCUGGAUGGCGGAUAUGUUAACAAUUUGCCAGGUAAAUAGUGAAAAAAAACAACAACUACAA
Messenger RNA from Rhagoletis pomonella (apple maggot), 1012 nucleotides. Its product is annotated as neuropathy target esterase sws-like. The coding region runs from base 31 to 990 and encodes 319 amino acids. Lineage: Eukaryota; Metazoa; Arthropoda; Insecta; Diptera; Tephritidae. The record is from RefSeq and is a predicted model, not a curated record. Gene Ontology annotation, biological process: phosphatidylcholine metabolic process. Gene Ontology annotation, molecular function: phosphatidylcholine lysophospholipase A1 activity. The transcript is spliced from 4 exons. Gene Ontology annotation, cellular component: endoplasmic reticulum.